This is a messenger RNA of Haemonchus placei, 993 nucleotides long. NCBI's taxonomy places the organism in Eukaryota, Metazoa, Nematoda, Chromadorea, Rhabditida, Trichostrongylidae. The record is from the annotation of a GenBank genome assembly.
AUGCCUGCAUUUUUCCUCUCAAAAACAAAAGGGCCUCCUAGAAAGAAAAUUGGCGUCAAAAGGGGAUUGAAAGAUGGCGAUGACAAGGAAGCGAGGCUAUCAAGACGACGGCGGAUGAUGGAAAGGACAGAAAUAAGCUCUGAUGAUGAGGUUUCUGUUGCUAGCGAUAAAAUAUCAGAUGCCAGUGAAGGUGAAUAUGAAAUUGAAGAUGUUGCCCGGAUAAAAGCUAAGGAGUACCUCCAGAAACUUCAUGAAUCUGGAAAAACAGAAGAAGAGAUAGGUGAAACGUUAAAGGAAGACGCGGCUGUGAAGGCAGGGACAUUGAGGCGACAGUUGGCUGACUUGGCUGAAUUACGGGAUGAGGAAGAAAUAGCUUACCGAGCACACAGGUUCACCCCUCUUUCUGUAGCAAUCUCGCCGUGUGGGAAAUUCGUAAUUAGUUCUGGAAAGGAAUCGAGCAUAGUGAAAUAUGACAUUACCGCUCGAAAAGUAGUCGGAACUAUCAAACGUACGAAAGCUGGUGGUGAAGGGCAAAAAGCUCAUUAUGGUCACAUUUUGGCAUUGGCAAUUUCUUCCGAUGGGAGGUAUAUCGCAUCUGGCGGCCAUGAUGCUGUUUUGAAGAUAUGGGAUUUCAACACUCUCGCCCAUGUACGAGAUUUCAAAGGACAUCGUGCGCCGAUUACUGCCCUUUGUUUCCAACUGAAAACAAAUUGUUUGUUCAGCGCCAGUCGUGAUCGAUCUGUGAAGUUAUGGGAUUUGGACCAAAUGGGUCUGGUAGACACGAUGUAUGGUCAUCAAGAUGUCGUCAUGGGCGUUAGUGCUCUCCAAAAACAACGAGUUGUGACAGCUGGAAGACAAGAUCGAAGCUGUCGCUUGUGGAAGGUUGAAGACGAAAGCCAACUGCUGUUCAACGGACAUACCACAUGCAUAAGUAUGGAUUGUGUUGCAAUGCUGAACGAUGAACAUUUUGUUUCUGGAUCGGCAGAUGGGUAG